This is a messenger RNA of Cydia fagiglandana, 1865 nucleotides long. It is a transcript of the gene Ubc6, whose product is annotated as ubiquitin-conjugating enzyme E2-17 kDa. Gene Ontology annotation, cellular component: HULC complex. NCBI's taxonomy places the organism in Eukaryota, Metazoa, Arthropoda, Insecta, Lepidoptera, Tortricidae. The transcript has 3 exons. The record is from RefSeq and is a predicted model, not a curated record. Gene Ontology annotation, biological process: DNA repair; protein polyubiquitination; proteasome-mediated ubiquitin-dependent protein catabolic process. Gene Ontology annotation, molecular function: ubiquitin conjugating enzyme activity. The coding region runs from base 230 to 685 and encodes 151 amino acids.
GCUCGCGUCGCAACCAAUUGCUAAUUUCAUGGUCAUCUGACAACCAUCUCACUGGCCGUGACGACAAAAAUUUUUACACAAUAGCUACCACCAACAAAGAAUCUUUUGUGUAUAGAACAAACUGGUAGUAAAUUGCUGAAAAUAUAUUUCAUUAGAAGUUUUAUAAACAAUAUACGCCCUUAGAAACAUUAUUCAUUGUGAUAAAGUGUGAUUGGUGCGUGAAAUCGUAAUGUCAACUCCUGCCAGAAGACGCCUGAUGAGGGAUUUUAAACGUCUUCAAGAAGAUCCACCCACGGGUGUGUCGGGUGCUCCUACUGAUAACAAUAUAAUGAUCUGGAAUGCUGUGAUAUUUGGUCCCCAUGACACUCCGUUUGAAGAUGGCACAUUCAAACUGACCAUUGAAUUUACAGAGGAGUAUCCCAAUAAACCUCCUACGGUUCGGUUUGUGUCCAAAAUGUUUCAUCCAAAUGUUUAUGCUGAUGGUGGAAUUUGUUUAGACAUCUUGCAAAACAGAUGGAGCCCAACAUAUGAUGUAUCUGCUAUCUUAACCUCUAUACAGUCAUUACUAAGUGAUCCAAACCCAAAUUCGCCGGCGAACUCAAUGGCAGCGCAACUAUACAAAGAAAAUCGGAGGGAGUAUGAAAAACGAGUGAAAGCAUGUGUAGAACAAUCAUUUAUUGAUUAGCAGGGUGCGGGCAGGACACCCGCUCGGGGCUCGGCAUCCGCGCCGGCGUCGCCGGCCGUACCUCCGCGUUCAUUCAUUCAUUGGGACAACCAAGUAAAUUAAUAGUAAUUAAUCAACAACACCAUUUCCAUAUACCAAUAAGAUUUUUAGUACCUAAUGAUAAGAAGUUAAAAUUGAAGUCAAUCAUAUUUUUUUAUCAUAUAGCAAGCUAUGAUGCAUUAUUCAAAUGGACAAUAUGGAACACUGUCAUGUAUUCAGUUAUAUACUUACUUUUAUUAGUAAGUACUCAAAAUAAUUUAUGAAGAGUUGUAACCUAAACCCCUGAAUUUUAUGAAAGAUGACCUAUUCACAACCUCAAUUGUCUUAUAAAUGUCAUGAUAUUAUUAAUCAAUCUAGUGAGUCAUAAAAAAAGUUCGGUGUUAGCUGCCCUACUAACAAUUUUUGCUAAUGUUUAGAUACAUACAUUGUGCAUGUCAUUGAUUUGGUAUGUAUUGAGACUAAAAACGUUAGUUUGUUAUCAUAUACAUACAUACUUAGAAAGUUUAAUCACUAUAUAACAAACUGUUUGACUGUAACAACUUCCAUGUGACUAGUUACCAACAGAUUGCUUACAAAUGUCUGCUAAAAUUCAACUUCUAUAAAAAUAUUUGAUUACAUAAAAAUCAAUAAUAUUAGAAUGAGAGACAUAAACAGUUAAAUGCACUUUGCUAAAUUUUGUAUUAAUAAAAUAGAUGUUAAUCAUAAGAAGUGUCUGGUUAGUGUCUAAUGUGUCUGGUACCGCAAUAAUUAACUUAACUAUUAUAUUAUACAAGAAGUUGGAAAGGACAAUCCUGAAGAUUAUCAGCAUUACAUUAUUGUAAAACGCCUUUUCUAUCACAGUGUUUACCUUUAAAGAGUACAAGUGAUAGGUACGUUAACCCUUACAUUUUGAUAUACGAUAUGCAGCCUUAAAUAGUUUAUCGGGAUUCUGCACUAAAAUAAUAUGUAUAUGCUUGAUUCUCAUUCUAGUUUAUAUACUUACUUCUAACAGCAAUGUCCCAAUGGAUACAAACUGAAAUACUGUAGUGAUUUUCUUGUUUUCUAAUAAAGCUAAAAGUUUGAAAUGAAAUGUCAACGGUUCCAAGGACGUUUUACGUAUGUGUAAUAUUUGUCUUCUAGUAAAAUAUUAUUUUCGGUUUUU